This is a messenger RNA of Phodopus roborovskii (desert hamster), 3419 nucleotides long. RefSeq names its product POU class 2 homeobox 1 (gene Pou2f1). Gene Ontology annotation, molecular function: RNA polymerase II cis-regulatory region sequence-specific DNA binding; DNA-binding transcription factor activity, RNA polymerase II-specific. The transcript is spliced from 16 exons. Gene Ontology annotation, cellular component: nucleus. Gene Ontology annotation, biological process: regulation of transcription by RNA polymerase II. Bases 963 to 3236 code for a protein of 757 amino acids. NCBI's taxonomy places the organism in Eukaryota, Metazoa, Chordata, Mammalia, Rodentia, Cricetidae. The record is from RefSeq and is a predicted model, not a curated record.
CUUUUUGUACCCUCCCCCUGCUUUUGGAUUUAUGCUGUUGUAGUGUUUCAAGUAGGACUUUCUCCUGACAGUGUGUGUUAAUAACUGGAAAAUUCCCUAUCUGUAGACUAGCACCAUCUUGACAAGCCUGUGUUCUGCUUCUACCUUGCUAAUUGUUUCCUUGGGAUUAUUUGGAUUGUGUAGAAAGCCUUUUGCAAAUCCUCUUAUUACUGAAGUCAUUGUUGCCAGCAGGAAUAAGAUUAAAGGUGCUUAAGUCUGUAGAGUUGUUUCUAAUUUGUUCAUGUCAUUUCAGUGGCAUUUUAACAGAACUCUGUCUCCUGUCCCUCCCUUCUCCCCUGGUACCAUCUCAAGUUAGGUCCAAGAUGCCAGACCAUUGGAAGAAAUCUCAUUUUAUCCUCCUAAUUAUUAUGCUGGCACUCGGCAGAUAAUUUUUCCCUUCAUGCACUGCCAAUUAAUAUGCAAAUAAGCUGAUAAAUAUUUAUGUAUUCAUUUAAAUUAUGCAGGGAGUGCUUUCAGUGUAUUCUGUAAAUGAAUUGUUCCUGGACUUCAAAGUGCUAAGCUGCUGUGCUAACGAGGAGAGAUUUGCAUAAGGCCCUAAUCACACGCAUACUGAUUAAGCUUCAUUAUGGAAACUGCCAGCUGCAAUCUUUGUUUCUAUUUUAUUACAAAAAGGGGAACUUUUCAUGCUUCAGUUGCCUUGACAAUGUCAGUCCUAGCUGGUAGAAGAGACUAAAACUCCUCUGAGCAACUGAAGUUUCCUUAUUCAGUUGAAGAUUGCUAUGGUGUAACUGAAGUUGUAUUUUGAUUCUCUUGUUAAUUCACUUUCCACUCCUCCCACCCUUGUUCUCUUAAGAACAUAGUACAGAUUUGUUAGAAAUAGUAGUACCUUCUUUCCCCCAUCCCAAACGAUACCUGUUCCUUCUUGCUUUGGACUGUCUGCACCUCCUGAAGAUUUUACAGCAAUGCUGGACUGCAGUGACUGUGUUCUAGAUUCAAGAAUGAACAAUCCGUCAGAAACCAAUAAGUCAUCUAUGGAGAGUGGAGAUGGCAGCACUGGCACGCAAACGAAUGGUCUGGACUUUCAGAAACAGCCUGUAACUGUUGGAGGAGCAAUCUCAACAGCCCAAGCCCAGGCUUUCCUUGGACAUCUUCACCAGGUCCAGCUCGCUGGCACAAGUCUUCAGGCUGCUGCUCAAUCUUUAAACAUUCAGUCUAAAUCUAGUGAAGAAUCUGGGGAUUCACAGCAACCAAGCCAGCCUUCCCAGCAACCUUCAAUGCAGUCAGCCAUACCCCAGACCCAGCUAAUGCUGGCUGGGGGGCAGAUAACUGGGCUUACCUUGACGCCAGCCCAGCAGCAGUUACUGCUACAGCAGGCGCAGGCGCAAGCCCAGCUCCUGGCUGCUGCAGUACAGCAGCACUCCGCCAGCCAACAGCACAGUGCCGCUGGGGCCACCAUCUCAGCCUCCGCUGCCACACCCAUGACUCAGAUCCCACUGUCUCAGCCUAUACAGAUCGCACAGGAUCUUCAACAGCUGCAACAGCUUCAACAGCAAAAUCUCAACUUGCAACAGUUUGUGUUGGUGCAUCCAACCACCAACUUGCAACCAGCACAGUUUAUCAUCUCACAGACCCCCCAGGGCCAGCAGGGUCUCCUGCAAGCGCAAAAUCUUUUAACACAACUACCUCAACAAAGCCAAGCCAACCUCCUACAGCCACAGCCAAGCAUCACCCUCACCUCCCAGCCAGCCACCCCAACUCGCACAAUAGCAGCAACACCAAUUCAGACACUUCCACAGAGCCAGACAACACCAAAGCGAAUUGAUACUCCCAGCUUGGAGGAGCCCAGUGACCUUGAGGAGCUUGAGCAAUUUGCCAAGACCUUCAAACAAAGACGAAUCAAACUUGGAUUCACUCAGGGUGAUGUUGGGCUCGCUAUGGGGAAAUUAUAUGGAAAUGACUUCAGCCAAACCACCAUUUCUCGCUUUGAAGCCUUGAACCUCAGCUUUAAGAACAUGUGCAAGUUAAAGCCACUUUUAGAGAAGUGGCUAAAUGAUGCAGAGAACCUCUCAUCUGAUUCUACCGCAUCUAGCCCAAGUGCCCUGAAUUCUCCAGGGUUGGGGGCUGAGGGCUUGAAUCGUAGGAGGAAAAAACGCACCAGCAUAGAGACCAACAUCCGUGUGGCCUUAGAGAAGAGUUUCAUGGAGAAUCAAAAGCCUACCUCGGAAGAUAUCACCUUGAUUGCUGAACAGCUCAAUAUGGAAAAGGAGGUGAUCCGUGUUUGGUUUUGUAACCGCCGCCAGAAGGAGAAAAGAAUUAACCCACCAAGCAGUGGUGGGACCAGCAGCUCACCUAUCAAAGCAAUUUUCCCCAGCCCAACCUCACUGGUGGCAACCACUCCAAGCCUUGUGACAAGCAGUACAGCAACAACCCUCACAGUCAACCCUGUCCUUCCCUUAACCAGUGCUGCAGUGACUAAUCUCUCUCUUACAGGCACUACAGACACUACAUCCAACAACACAGCCACUGUGAUUUCUACAGCACCCCCUGCUCCCUCAGCAGUCACUUCCCCCUCCUUGAGUCCUUCCCCAUCUGCCUCAGCCUCCACCUCUGAGGGUUCUAGUGCCAGUGAGACCAGCACAACACAGACCACCUCCACACCUCUUCCCUCCCCUCUCGGGGCCAGCCAGGUGAUGGUAACAGCAUCUGGCUUACAAACAGCAGCUGCUGCUGCUCUCCAAGGAGCUGCACAGUUGCCAGCAAAUGCCAGUCUUGCUGCUAUGGCUGCUGCUGCAGGACUCAACCCAGGCCUAAUGGCACCCUCACAGUUUGCUGCUGGAGGUGCCUUACUCAGUCUCAAUCCGGGAACUCUGGGCGGUGCUCUCAGCCCAGCCCUAAUGAGCAAUAGUACACUGGCUACUAUUCAAGCUCUUGCUUCUAGUGGUUCUCUUCCAAUAACAUCGCUGGAUGCAACUGGGAACCUGGUAUUUGCCAAUGCAGGCGGAGCCCCCAACAUCGUGACUGCCCCUCUGUUCCUGAACCCUCAGAACCUCUCUCUGCUCACCAGCAACCCAGUAAGCUUGGUUUCUGCAGCUGCAGGCUCCACAGGGAACUCGGCACCUGCAGCCAGCCUGCAUGCCUCCUCCACCUCUGCUGAACCCAUCCAGAACUCUCUAUUCACAGUAGCCUCUGCCAGUGGGGCUGCCUCCACCACCACCACCGCCUCCAAGGCACAGUGAGCAGAGUCAAGAGCUGGGCUGCCACAGGCCUUCAGCACUGCAGCAAGAUGGGCUGCCAGCUGUUGAAAAAACUAAGUGUGAUUGGCUUCCUCCCAUCAUGUGAGGGUUAGGGAGACAUGCAGAGAAGAAAAAAAAAAAUACAUAUACCAGGAAAAACAAAAAAAACAAAAAAAAAAAAAAGAA